This is a messenger RNA of Gracilinanus agilis (Agile Gracile Mouse Opossum), 2589 nucleotides long. RefSeq names its product kelch domain containing 8B (gene KLHDC8B). Lineage: Eukaryota; Metazoa; Chordata; Mammalia; Didelphimorphia; Didelphidae. Gene Ontology annotation, molecular function: protein binding. Bases 515 to 1579 code for a protein of 354 amino acids. The transcript has 6 exons. The record is from RefSeq and is a predicted model, not a curated record.
UCCCCUCCCCGAACGGCUCGGGGCUGCGGGCUGGAGCCGAGAAGAGCUAGGGGCCGGCGCCGAGCAGGAGCGGGAGCCAGAGCGGGAGCCGGAGCCCGGGCUGGAGCCAGAGCCGGGGCGGGAGUCUGGACCAGCGCAGUGACGGCCCCCCCCCCCUCCGCCCACCGGGCCCAGCCUCUCGGGCGGCUGAGCCGGGACCCUCGGGUAAAGGUGACUCCUCUCCCCUUUGGUCCUCCCCAGCAUCCAGGCUGGGCAGAGAGAGCUUGUUCCCUGCCCUUGGAGAUCAGGACAGAAAGCCACAGACAAACUUAAUCCUAGGCUCAGCCUUGGGGACUGGAAAUGAUGCCUUUCUGUGACCCCUGCUGAGCACUAUAGUCUCCUCUCUUUCCCAGUAAAGGAGCACUCUCCCUGGCCUCCAGACUAGGCACCUGGGAGGAAGGGUCAUCAGGGACUGACUGGGCCAUGACCCUGAGCCAGCAGCUACUUCCAUUGCCCCUCAAGUGAGCAGCCAGCUAUGGCCACCAGUGGUGCCCGAACCUUUGUUUGGCAUGUGUUUCCAGCCAUGCCCACAUGUCGGGUGUACUGCACACCUGCACACCAGGAUGGGCACCUUUUUGUGCUGGGUGGAUGCAGCCGGGCAGGAUUGCCCUUGGGCACAGCAGAGUUGCUGGAUGUAGCUUCACAUAAAUGGCUUUCACUGCCCCCACUGCCCACAGCUAGAGCAGGUGCAGCUGCAGUAGCCCUAGGCAAGCAGGUGUUGGUGAUUGGGGGCAUGGAUGCUGGGCAGAGCCCCCUGGCUUCUGUGGAGGUUUAUCACACGGACGAAGGCCGUUGGGAGCGGCGAGCUGCCCUGACACAACCAGCCAUGGGCAUCUCAGCUUUGGAGAGGGAUGGUGUGGUGUAUGCUCUAGGUGGAAUGGGUUCAGACACAGCCCCACAAGCACUGGUGAGGAUGUACGAACCUUCUAGGGACCGAUGGCUGUCCUUGCCCUCCAUGCCCACACCCUGCUAUGGGGCCUCCACAUUCCUUCAGGGGAAUAAGAUCUUUGUUCUGGGGGGCCGCCAGGGGAAGUUGCCUGUUACUGCCUUUGAAGUCUAUGAUGUUGAAAUGCAGAAUUGGACUCGUUACCCGAGUGUGCCCAGCCGUAGGGCCUUUGCUAGCUGUGCCAUGGCAGAGGGCAGCUUCUUUAGCCUGGGGGGCUUGCAGCAACCCGGACCCCACAACUUCUAUUCCCGCCCACAUUUUGUGAACACUGUGGAAAUGUUUGACUCAGAGCAGGGUGUCUGGACAAAGCUUCCUCGUUCUCUCCGAAUGAGGGAAAAAAGGGCAGACUUUGUGACUGGCUACCUUGGGGGCAGAGUUGUGGCAGUGGGAGGCCUUGGCAACCAGCCAUGUCCCCUGGGCUCUGUAGAAGGCUUCAGCCUGGCAAGGAGGAAGUGGGAGGCACUGCCCUCGAUGCCGACAGCUCGAUGUUCCUGUUCCAGUCUCCAGGCCGGGCAGCAGCUUUUUGUGAUUGGUGGAGUCGCCCAGGGCCCCAGCGGAGCUGUGGAGGCCUUGUGCUUACGGGACGGGGUCUGAAGACUGGCACAACCCACCUGUUCAGAUCUGCCCACCAAAGACCUACUAGCGCUUUCUGCAGAUUUUGGGUGGUGGUGGGGGGAGGAAAGUGUACUGCCACCCUUGGCUCAGUGAUGCUAUUUUCCUGUCAAUGCAUAGAACACAGACUUUGGCUUUCUGAGGUAGGGAGUAGCAUGAGGACACAACGAAGCCCUUCAGCAAGAGCCAAACCUGGGACAUAGAACAACAGCCAAAGGGAUGGCCCCAGAGGUGAGACUAGCCCACUCCCAGCCUAAGAGUAUAGGGUGAGGGCAAGCUGACAGAAAAUCAAGCUGGCUACCCAGGGGUCAGAGCUCUCUUUGGCAUUAACAUAACAGUAAGCACCGAGGCUUUAGAGCUUCUCUGAGAGUGGGAGGACAAUAGUUUCUUCCAGAUCCCUACACUCCCUUGCCCUUCCCCAAAGUUGUCCCCAACCUCAUUUGGCAACCGAAAAGAACUGCUGUGACCCUCAAUAGCUGAACCAUCCCUAUGGGCCUAAGCUGAGCAACAGUCAGUAGUAGCCCAUGGAGCCCACAGGUUCUCCUUCCUAGUUUAGUGCCUACAAGGAGGUGGCCUGGUACACCUGCACCUCCUAAAUAAAGCUGGCCUUCACUGUAAACACAACACUGUAAACACAACACUCAGUGGAACUGUUUUUGCUGAGGGAACAAAAAGGCCUAUGGGGUGGGGGUGGGGAGGUCUUGGGUGGAGGAGAUCUUAGUUUUAACCUGUCCAAAGAUCUCCUUUUGCUUCGUAUUGGAGGAAGGUGGAGAGAAGUGUGACUUAAUGGACUGGCGCUAGUUAAGAGACAUUGAUUAUAUAGUUUCCCCAUUCCACCAGUAGUUGUUGGGUGACUUUGGACAAGUCAUCUCAGCUCGUUGUGCCUCAACUUCCCAUCUAUGAAAUGGGGAACUAUAAUAACCUGCCCUACCUACCUCACAGGGCUGUUGUGAGGCUUAAAGAUGUCAGGAUAUGAAAUAUGAAGAUAUACG